Molecule: messenger RNA, 897 nt
Organism: Mirounga angustirostris (Northern elephant seal)
Lineage: Eukaryota; Metazoa; Chordata; Mammalia; Carnivora; Phocidae
Product: keratin-associated protein 10-7-like
Exons: 1
Coding region: 1-897 (298 amino acids)
Cellular component (GO): keratin filament
Source: RefSeq, a predicted model, not a curated record
AUGGCCGCGUCCACCCUGUCCGUCUGCUCCAACGAUCUGAGCUACGGCAGCCGCGUCUGCCUGCCCGGCUCCUGGGACUCCUGCCCCGACUCCUCCUGGCAGGUGGACGACUGCCCAGAGAGCUGCUGCGAGCCCCCUUUUUGUGCCCCACCCUGCUGCACCCCCAGCUGUUGCCAGUCCAGCGGCUGCACCCCGGCCUCCUGCCUGACCCUCAUCUGCACCCCCGUGAGCUGCGGGUCCAGCCCCUGCCAAUCAGCCUGCACCAGCUCCUGCCGGCCCUCCUGCUGCAGCUCCUCCCCCUGCCAGGAGGCCUGCGGCGCGUCCGUCUGCUGCAAGCCCGUCUCCUGCACCCCUGUCUGCUGCAAGCCCAUCGGCUGCACCCCUGUCUCCUGCACCCCUGUCUCCUGCACCCCUGUCUGCUGCAAGCCCGUCUGCUGCACCCCUGUCUGCUGCCAGGCCUCCCCCUGCUCGGCCUCCUCAUGCUGCCAACAGUCUAGCUGCCAGCCCUCCUGCUGCAGCUCCUCCCCCUGCCAGGAAGCCUGCAGUGGGUCUGUCUGCUGCACCCCUGCCUGCUGCAAGCCCCUCUGCUUCACCCCUGUCUGCUGCACCCUUGUCUGCUGCAAGCCCGUCGGCUGCACCCCUGUCUGCUGCAAGGCCUCCCCCUGCUCAGCCCCCUCCUGCUGCCGGCCCAGCCCCUGCUCCUCGUCCUGCUGCAGACCCUCCUCCUGCGUGUCCCUGCUCUGCUGGCCCGUGUGCAGGCCCGCCUGCUGCAUGCCCGCCUCCUCCUGCCACCCCAGCUGCUGCCGCCGGGCCUCCUGCGUGUCCCUGCUCUGCCGGCCCGUGGGCCCCCGCCAGGCCUGCUGCGUGCCCACCUCGGCCCAGAAGUCCUGCUGCUGA